AUGGUAUACAAAGGCAAACGAUUAGUUUCCUGCCAUUGUUUCUUCCUGUUAACAGCCAAAUUCUACUGGAUACUGACCCUGAUGCAAAGAACUCAUGGCCAGGAAUAUGCCCACUCCAUCCGACUGGAUGGGGACAUCAUCCUGGGAGGACUGUUCCCUGUCCAUGCAAAAGGGGAUAGAGGGGUGCCUUGUGGGGAGCUCAAGAAGGAGAAAGGGAUCCACAGACUAGAGGCAAUGCUGUAUGCAAUUGAUCAGAUUAAUAAAGACCCUGAUCUUCUCGCCAAUAUCACCUUAGGUGUCCGGAUCCUUGAUACAUGUUCCAGGGACACUUACGCAUUGGAACAGUCCUUAACCUUUGUGCAAGCGUUGAUAGAAAAAGAUGGUUCAGACGUGAAGUGUGCUAAUGGUGACCCACCUAUUUUCACUAAGCCAGACAAGAUAUCAGGUGUGAUAGGUGCUGCAGCAAGUUCCGUGUCCAUUAUGGUCGCAAAUAUUUUAAGACUUUUUAAG
Messenger RNA from Phaethon lepturus (White-tailed tropicbird), 510 nucleotides. Its product is annotated as metabotropic glutamate receptor 8-like. Gene Ontology annotation, molecular function: group III metabotropic glutamate receptor activity. The annotation marks the transcript as partial. The transcript has a single exon. NCBI's taxonomy places the organism in Eukaryota, Metazoa, Chordata, Aves, Phaethontiformes, Phaethontidae. Gene Ontology annotation, cellular component: membrane. Gene Ontology annotation, biological process: G protein-coupled glutamate receptor signaling pathway; regulation of synaptic transmission, glutamatergic. The record is from RefSeq and is a predicted model, not a curated record.